AUGCCGUCAUCAGAGCGCAGGGCCCAGGUGGCCAAGCUCUUUGGUAUAGACGCCCGACCAGAGGAACCCAUCCCCACCAUCUCCCACGCCGACCCUUAUGCUGAAGAUGACCCCUCCGUAUCUGAAUGGGCCGAGCAGUUUAUCCCCAGCUUUGACGACAUCAGCAACUACUUUGUCAACCUUCUCCCGUUUACGCGAUGGAUUACCAAGUACAACCUAUCCUGGUUUGUGGGUGACUUGGUCGCUGGACUCACUGUCGGUUGCAUCGUCGUCCCUCAGGCCAUGGCCUACGCCCAGCUCGCCCAGCUCCCUGUUGAAUACGGCCUUUACUCUUCGUUCAUGGGUGUCGCCGUCUACUGGUUCUUUGCCACGUCCAAGGAUAUUACCAUUGGUCCCGUCGCUGUUAUGUCUCAAGUUACCGGAAACGUCGUCUCCAAAGCCGCCACUGAACUCCCCGGUGUCGAGGGUCACGUUAUUGCUUCAGCCCUCGCCGUCAUCACCGGAGGAAUCAUAACCGCCAUGGGCCUCAUCCGCAUUGGUUGGAUCGUCGAAUUCAUCCCCCUCCCCGCCAUCUGCGCCUUCAUGACUGGUUCCGCCGUCAGCAUCGCCGCCGGUCAGCUCUGCAAGCUCAUGGGUAUAUCGGGAGUCGACACUCACCAGGGCGUUCAUCUCGUCAUCAUCGACACCCUGAAGGAGUUCCCCAACUCCACCAUCGAUUCUGCCCUGGGAAUCAGCGCCCUUGUCUUCCUCUACAUCAUCCGCGAAGGCGCUGCCUACAUGGCGAAGAAGCAACCCAAUCGCGCCAAGAUUUACUUCUUUAUCUCAACCCUGCGAACGUCUUUUGUCAUCUUGCUGUACACGGCCAUCAGCGCUGCCUGCAACGUCCACCGUCGUGAAAACCCCAUGUUUGACAUUGUCGGGAGUGUUCCCAGCGGCUUCCGCCAUGCCAAGGUUCCUGAAAUCACCUCCGACAUGUUCAAGGCCUUUGGCAGCGAGCUGCCCGCAGCCGUCAUCGUCAUGCUCAUCGAGCACAUUGCCAUCUCCAAGUCGUUUGGCCGCAUCAACAACUACGUGAUCGAUCCUUCGCAGGAGCUCGUCGCUAUCGGGGUAACCAAUCUCCUCGGUCCCUUCCUGGGCGCCUACCCCGCCACCGGCUCCUUCUCGCGUACCGCCGUCAAGUCCAAAGCCGGAGUCCGCACGCCCUUUGCCGGUGUCUUGACGGCUGUUGUCGUCCUCCUCGCCCUCUACGCCCUAACGGCCGUCUUCUUCUACAUCCCCAACGCCGCCCUCGCCGGUGUCAUUAUCCAUGCUGUGUGCGACGUCAUCACGCCCCCUCGCACUGUCUACCAGUUCUGGCGCGUCGCCCCGCACGAGGUUCCCAUAUUUUUCGCCGGUGUCUUUGUGACCGUCUUUACUACGAUUGAAAAUGGCGUCUAUACGACCAUUGCCGCCUCGUUUGCUGUCCUCAUCUUCCGCCUCUUCCUCAGCCAGGGUCGCUUCCUCGGCCGUACCCGCAUCCGCACCGUGGGCCGCCCCUCGGCCGCCGCCGCCCGCUCUGCCAGCAGCGAAGGUGACCUACCCAGCAAGAGCGCUCACAUCAGCAGCAAGGCCAUGUCCGAAUCUGGUGGUGACGUCUACUUUGACGAUGAUGGCGUCGAGAUGUCCCUGCGCCCCGGAUUCCUCCCGGUCGAGCACGAGGACGGUAGCAACUCGGAGAUUGUCGUCGAGAACCCGUACCCCGGCGUAUUUGUGUACCGCUUCUCCGAGGGAUUCAACUACCCCAACGCAUCGCGCUACCUUGGCCACCUGACAGAUGUCAUCUUUAAGUCUACCCGCCGCACGGACCCCUCUCGUCUGGGCAAGCUGGGCGAUCGUCCGUGGAACGAGGCUGGUACUGUCCACAAGGAAAAGGCUGAGGACGAGUCGCGCCCCACACUCAAGGCUGUGGUCCUAGAUUUCUCGGCCGUCAACAACAUCGACGUGACGUCUGUGCAGGCCCUCACUGACACGCGCACUCAGCUGGACCGGUACACGGCACCUGAUACGGUGGACUGGCACUUCGCCAACAUUACCAACCGGUGGACUAAGCGUGGUCUCGUGGCUGCAGGAUUCGGUCUGCGCAAGGCCGACGACGACCGCGGCGAGGCCAUUUUCAGUAUUGCCGAGCUCAUGGGCAGCAGGCCGACCCCUGACGCGUCCAAGGCAGACCUCCCAGAUAAGCGGCACAGCGACAUCGAGAGUGAGGGCGAGUCGGCAGAGCCCCUAACAGCCGAGACGCGCAAGGUUGUCAUUCACGGUCUCAACAGGCCCCAUUUCCACUUUGACCUGCACGAGGCUGUCGAGGCGGCUGUCGCCGAUGCACGGACCAAGAUUUUCUAA
Molecule: messenger RNA, 2379 nt
Organism: Geosmithia morbida
Lineage: Eukaryota; Fungi; Ascomycota; Sordariomycetes; Hypocreales; Bionectriaceae
Product: solute carrier family 26 (sodium-independent sulfate anion transporter), member 11
Exons: 4
Coding region: 1-2379 (792 amino acids)
Biological process (GO): transmembrane transport
Cellular component (GO): membrane
Molecular function (GO): secondary active sulfate transmembrane transporter activity
Source: RefSeq, a predicted model, not a curated record